Miscanthus lutarioriparius is the source of this 2646-nucleotide messenger RNA. Lineage: Eukaryota; Viridiplantae; Streptophyta; Magnoliopsida; Poales; Poaceae. The record is from the annotation of a GenBank genome assembly.
AUGGCCAGCUGUGCUGCUCUAGUUACAGGAUGCAUUCUUGCAUCCCGCCCGCAUUGCGUGAAUCAUGUUAAUAGAAGGAUCCAGGGCCGUAAGUCCCUUCGAUCUCAGCACAACCAUGCUAGACCUCAUUUUCCGGGCUCAAAUAUAAACCAAUUGUUCAGCUGUGCUCCUGUUGGUGGCCAUCUCACAGUUGCCCACGCUCAAGGUUAUCCCACCAUGGAUGAGACAACUGAUGCAAGCCCUUCGUCAAAACUCCAUACAAGACUGAGACUCUGGGAGUUUCCUGACUCUUAUAUAUUUGAACCAAUUGAUGGCCUUGCUGACUUGUACUUGUCAGUUAGCCGGACCAGUGGAACAAUGAAUCUAGUUCAAGACUUGCCGUCACGUGGACCCACUACAAAACAUAAAGUUCAAACAGUAUAUGGUGUGAUAGGAGUGCUCAAACUUGCAGUUGGAUCAUAUUUUGUGGUGGUCACGGAUUGUGAUUGUGUGGGAUCCUACUUUGGACACGCAAUUUUUAAAGUGACAGGGCUAAAAGUUCUUCCCUGCAAUAAUGCACAUAACACCACCUCUGCUAAGCAGAAAAAAAUGGAAUCAGAAUUCUUGGAACUCCUGGAUGCUGCAGAGAGGACUGUUGGCCUUCACUUUUCCUAUGAUAUCAACCUAACACUUUCUGCACAGAGGCUACAUGAUCUAGGCGAUGAGUAUAGAGCUCUUCCUCUUUGGAGACAGGCGGAACCAAGAUUUCUAUGGAACGCUUAUUUGUUGGAACCUCUAAUUGAGAACAAGCUGAACCAGUACUUAUUGCCAGUAAUUCAAGGCAGUUUUCAAAAUAUCCAAGCAGAAGUUGGGUCAGAGAAGGUAAAUGUGACCCUGAUUGCACGUAGGUGCACACGAAGGAUAGGUACUCGAAUGUGGAGACGAGGAGCUGAUGCAGAGGGUUAUGCUGCAAACUUCGUUGAAUCAGAGCAGAUAAUGCAGUCAAAAGGGUUUACAGCAUCCUAUGUACAAGUUCGAGGCUCUAUGCCAUUCUUGUGGGAGCAGAUUGUUGAUUUGACAUACAAACCUAGUUUUGACAUUGUUGGACAAGAGGAGGCGCCUCGUGUACUUGAGAGGCACUUCCAUGAUUUGCAAAAGAAAUAUGGAGCUGUCUUAGCUGUUGAUCUUGUCAAUGCAGGUGGCGGUGAGGGUCGCCUCCGUGAAAGAUAUGCAAAAUCUAUUGAACCUAUUCUUAGUGAAGAUAUAAGAUAUGUGCACUUUGACUUCCACCGAGUUUGUGGUCAUAUUCACUUUGAGCACCUUUCUCAGCUGUAUGAUCAGAUCAAGGACUAUCUUCAGAAACAUAAGUACUUCCUUGUAAAUGAUAAAGGAGAGAAAAUUGAGGAGCAGACUGGCACUGUAAGAACAAAUUGUAUAGAUUGUUUGGAUCGCACCAAUGUGACUCAGAGCAUGAUUGGGCGAAAAAUUCUGGAAAGCCAACUUCAACGUAUAGGAGUUUUUGGUGCUGGUGAUACGAUAAGCAAACAUCCAGCCUUUGAUACAAACUACAAAAUUUUGUGGGCCACUCAUGGAGAUGCAAUCAGCAUUCAGUACUCUGGAACUCCUGCUCUGAAGGGAGAUUUUGUUCGGUAUGGGAAGCGAACUACUCAAGGAAUUCUGAACGAUUUGAGGAAUUCACUUGGUAGAUACUACUUUAAUAACUUUGUUGAUGGGACUAAGCAGGAUGCCAUGGAUCUUCUUCAAGGACAUUACAUGACAUCUGUUAGUCGAGACAUGGCAGUGCCAAACAAAGCAGGACUUCUGGAGAGUUAUGCGUCCUUCCGCCUUGCUUUUGCAUUGGUUAUGGGAGCUCUAAUGUUCAUGAUGAUGUCACUAAGACAAGCUCUGUGUGUGCUCCAUCAACUUGUCCAGCCUGCACUUAUAAAAGCUCCUUGUGCCUUUGGUGGCAAGUCCUCUUCUUCCCCUCCACCGGCCGUCGUUUUUUACUUGACCUCGACACAAGGCCUGCUGCUGCAUUCUGCUGCUGCAACUCCUCCGUUGCAGUGCUACUACACUACACCCAUAGUGACAGAGGCGACGGCCGCGAGCCGAGCCGAGGUGGACACCUCCCGGCCGUUCCAGUCGGUCCGGGAGGCAGUGGAGGUGUUUGGCGAGCGGCGGCACGCCGGUGGCAACGGCAGCAGCUCGAACGAGAGCAGCGCGCCCCCAGCGGCAGCCUCACCAUCGUCCGUGAUGCUGGAGUGCCUGAAGAAGCUGGAGGAGGACCUGGCGGAGGCCAAGGCCUCAGCGUGCAGUUCAGCAAGGGCCUGGCCGUCUUACUCCAGCCUCAGCAAGGGCAAGGAGGUGGCCGUCGUCGUUGGGGAUGAGGACAGUGGUGGCCAUGGCCGCGUCCGCAGCGACCGGUGGGACGAGAGCCGGGCGGAGGAGUGGGUGGCGAGCCUCGAGUACCUGCCCAGCCUGUCGGAGGCGCUGGCCAUCAAGAUGGUGGAGGAUGACCAGGGCGACAGGAAGGAGAGGAAGGUGAAGAAGAAGAGCAAGAACAAGAACAAGGCUGCCAGUGCCAGCAGGACCAAGAAGCACAAGAGCGGGAUCUCAUUGCAAUUGGUUGGGGCCAUGUUCUGCUCCAAGAAAGCCAAGUCCAGGUGA